Molecule: messenger RNA, 1035 nt
Organism: Linum trigynum
Lineage: Eukaryota; Viridiplantae; Streptophyta; Magnoliopsida; Malpighiales; Linaceae
Source: the annotation of a GenBank genome assembly
AUGACCAAGAAACUGGGACGACAAGUUUAUGAUGAGUAUGAUCAGUCGCUGGUGUUUGGGGGCUCGAGGAGCUCGGUAUGGGUCAAUCGGCAGCCUCGCUUGCAGGAUGCUGGGGCUGGGCGGCAGGAGAAUAACAAGGCGGGGAGAGUCCAUUUAAAUGGCCAGGUAGGUUGGCAGAAAGAGCAACAAGCACCCGCUGGUCGAGAAAGCAUGGAACCUCAUCCGGAUGAUAUGCAGGUGGAUGCGGAGCUGGUGCGUUCGCCAAUGCGACGCCAAAGCCCGAAAGGUUUUGUCAUGAACAGGCCUCCCAAAGUCAAGUUUGGUGGAGGUGGAAAACAGAAGAUGGCGGCGUCCACAAAGGAGACUGCCAGCAGGGUUUUAGGAGGGAAGAAGGGAGGGUGGCGACCUCAGAAUCCAGUGCGUGAGGGUCGGGGAUCGCCUGCCCCGACAGCUGUGGUUCCAGCAGGUGGUAUCCCGGAGCAGGCCCGGCGUCGUCGUCUCAUCCUGGAGGCUGAUCUCGAUGAUGACAUGGGGGAUUUGCCCCAGCCAGAGGUGCAGGCCAGUCCUUGCGACCAGCAGCCGAGACAGGAAGCCCAUCCUAGUUCUUACCCGGUGCGGGAAGCGGGGGGCUCGAGUGUCGGGACUGUGAAACCGGCGAAGAGGCGUCUAUGUUGGAAGGCAUCCAAGACCGCGACUUCGGUUACGGAUGGUGCUGCUGUUUAUGUAGCGCGGCCAGUUGAUCAGAAACCUCGCCAAGUUCGUGUUGGCCAUGGGAAGGAGGGGCGUGUGCAGGGGGCCGACUCUACUGUGCCCCUUACCACUCCCCACAAGGACGAUGGCUCAGCUGGGGUGACUGCGGUUGAGGUGGUUAGCGGGGCAAGCGAAGCGGGGGUGAUGACAACCCCCUCGGUGCGGAUGCGGCAUUUCGAAAGGAGAAGGGCUCGCCCGUGCCUAGCGACUCGGAGGGUUCGGGGAUGGGGGCCGAUUCUCAUUGCUUUGAAAUCAGAAAACGUGACCCGGGUCCCUCCUCGGUGA